Messenger RNA from Sorghum bicolor (sorghum), 1216 nucleotides. Its product is annotated as expansin-B3. The record is from RefSeq and is a predicted model, not a curated record. Gene Ontology annotation, cellular component: extracellular region. NCBI's taxonomy places the organism in Eukaryota, Viridiplantae, Streptophyta, Magnoliopsida, Poales, Poaceae. Bases 92 to 940 code for a protein of 282 amino acids. The transcript is spliced from 3 exons. Gene Ontology annotation, biological process: sexual reproduction.
AUGUCCUCCACCUCACACCAUCGAAACACAAACCAGGCAGCAGCGAACUGCCAAGCAAAGCCGAGGUCCCUAGGCCACAGCUACUGCAACAAUGGCCACCGCGCUCUCCUUCAAGGCCGCCUUUGCAGUGGCCGCGCUCCUCUCCGUGGUCGCCGUCACCUAUGGCGCUCGCGCCCAGCAGCAGCCCGACCUGCACAACGCCACCGACUCGCAGUCGCAGGACAGAUCCUUGUUGUCCUACAGCAGUGGCUGGCUGCCGGCCAAGGCCACCUGGUACGGCGCGCCCACCGGCGCCGGCCCCGACGACAACGGUGGUGCGUGCGGGUUCAAGGGCACGAACCAGUACCCGUUCUCGUCCAUGACGUCGUGUGGCAACGAGCCCAUCUUCAAGGACGGCAAGGGCUGCGGCUCAUGCUAUCAGAUACGGUGCCUUAAGAGCAACCACCCGGCCUGCUCCGGCGUGCCGCAGACGGUGAUCAUCACGGACAUGAACUACUACCCGGUUGCCAAGUACCACUUCGACCUGAGCGGCACGGCGUUCGGCGCCAUGGCGAGCUGGGGCCUCAACGACAAGCUCCGGCACGCCGGGAUCAUCGACAUGCAGUUCAGGAGGGUGCCGUGCAACUUCCCGGGCCUGACCAUCACCUUCCGCGUGCAGCACGGGUCCAACCCCAUGUACCUCGCCGUGCUCAUCGAGCACGAGAACCAGGACGGCGACGUGGUGCAGGCGGACAUCAUGCAGAACAACUCCGGCUACUGGGAGCCCAUGCACGAGUCCUGGGGAUCCAUCUGGAGGAUCGACCCCAACCGCCCGCUCAGGGGCCCCUUCUCCAUCCGCAUCACCAACGAGUCCGGCAAGCAGCUGGUGGCCAAGAACAUUAUCCCGGCCAACUAUGUCGCCGACGUCGAUUACCGCUCCUACGUCCAGUAUACUAGCUAAUUGACCGACCACUGCACACGGUCGAUCUUAAUUAAGUGUUCUUUUGUUUAGUGGCUCUGCCGUUAUGGGCAACCGGACUCGAGGAUUUUUCACCUCAAUACUGUCGUGGUGUGUGAGCUAGUGUGUCCUGAAGAUGCGUGGGAAAUUAGAGGAGGCAAGCAUCAAUGUGCUCUCCCGCCCACACUGUCACUCUACCAUUACCAGAGUGUGUAACCAGCAAAUCAUGGUUAUAUAUAAUUUAUACUACUAUAUGGAGUAUCUGCUGCUAUUUAACUA